Clupea harengus (Atlantic herring) is the source of this 5787-nucleotide messenger RNA. RefSeq names its product DNA topoisomerase II binding protein 1 (gene topbp1). Lineage: Eukaryota; Metazoa; Chordata; Actinopteri; Clupeiformes; Clupeidae. Gene Ontology annotation, biological process: mitotic DNA replication checkpoint signaling; DNA replication initiation; mitotic G2 DNA damage checkpoint signaling. The record is from RefSeq and is a predicted model, not a curated record.
UUUAUCAUAUUUACUCCUCCGCAUCACUUCAUCAGAGUGGUGCCUUUACAUUUAAAGAAAGGGUGAACAGAAGAUAAAACUUUCAUCUCUGCUGUCUUGCAUUAGUUCAUUAUCUGUUUAGGGUAUAAUCCCAGUCUGUCUGAAUCCGUGUGGCUUCUAUGUAAUACAAUUUGGUACAGUAACCUUCAUUUGAUAUGUGAUUGAGCUAUUCAGACACUGAGUCUCUCAGCUCAUAAUAGUUUUACUGAUACGUUCGGUAUGAAUUUCCAUUUUCAAAGCACAAUGCCGACCAGCGAGACAGAUAAUGUAGUUAUUAAGUUUAGUUUUGUUACAGAUAGAAGUUUGUUGAUCGAUAGAAAGACAAAGCGUAACAUAUUUUUGAAACUAAAGAACCUAGUUACUUAACCAUGACCUGGCAAAACUGUAGAGCCAUUGCAUUACAUGGGUUGGAUUACUAUUACUUCCAUGGCUCCUCCCACCUCAAAACAAAACUGGAAAAGGGACAAGUUAGAUACAACUAGGAUAUAGUUGGGAACAUGUGAUGUUACAUAUGUGACAGGUUCAUAGUUUUGGAAUAUUUGUCAAGCAUCUGAAUCAACGAGGUGGUUGUCAGAGAGGGUGGUCAGUACAUUGAAAAUAUUUGCCGUUCACGGAAUUAAGUGACCGAGCCUUACCACAGGGACCAAAAUGAAUGAUACACUUCCGCCUGCAGUGGCGUCAUGUUCGGCUGGCGCGAAAUUUUAAUAGCCUAAAAUGAGAAUUUGGUGUGGUGACCGAUCUGCCUAUAUUUUUUUAAACAGUUUUGUACAGUUAAACCUCAGUCAUGCUUCAGUGUUUACUAACGCAAAUUUGAAUACACAUGGGAAUGACAGUUAAUGUCAUAGCGUUCUAGCCAACUAUUAGGCCAAGAUAAGCAUUCUGGGCUAGCUGGCUAGCCAUCGCUAAGAAACUGCUAGCUUUUGGAUGCACGGACACUAUCACGGCGCGAGCUACUGGGCUUUUGUCAGACAGCAGACAGCUUUUUAAAUCUCGUGACGUUUAGAGGAACAGCUCCACGUACUAGAUGCCCAUCAAUGUUGAUAGGCAAACAUUCUGAAAGAUGUCACCCUCUAACAAGGAUGGCUACAUUGUCAAGUUUGUGGAACGCAAUGGUCAGAAAAGCAAACUCUCAGCCCAAGCUUAUGAGGCAAUUGUAGAGCUGCAGUCAGAGAAGUAUGUUCACACCAUAGAUGAGGAAGCGGCAAUACAGCUGGACCACAAUGACAAGUCAUUGUUUGUAUUCAGUGACUUCACCAGCGCUGCAUUUGAACACUGCAGGGAGUUGGGCUGCAGAAUUGUCAGUCCUCUGGUUGUCCUGCUCUGUCUGCAGCAGCAACGCUGCGUCCCCAAAGCAGAGAAACCAGUAUACAGUAUGGCUAUGGGUGAUGUGACAAUCUCCUGCACCAGCUUGGACAAAGAAACCCGGCAAGAUGUGAUGGACUUAGUUGAACUUAUGGGUGGGCGUGUCUACCGAGACCUCAACGUGUCUGUGACUCAUCUGGUGGCAGGUGAGGUGGGCAGCAAGAAGUACCUGGUGGCUGCUAGCCUGGGGAAGCCGAUUCUUCUGCCCUCAUGGGUCAAAGUAUGCUGGGAAAAAUGUCAAGACAGUCUGUUCCAGCACUCUGAUCUGCGUGUGGAGGACUACCUGUGUCCCAUACUGCAGGGCUGCACCGUCUGUGUGACGGGCCUGACCACCGUGGAGCGGAAGGAGGUACAGCGUCUUUGUGAGCAGCACUGCGGUCGCUACACAGGCCAGCUGCGCAUGAAUGAGGUCACGCACCUCAUAGUCAGCGAGCCGACAGGUCAGAAGUAUGAGUGUGCUCGACAGUGGAAUGUCUACUGUGUGUCGAUCCACUGGCUGUUUGACAGCAUCGAGAAGGGUUUCUGCCAGGAUGAGAGCUUGUAUCGGGUAGAGCGAGGGGCUGAGAAGUCUAGCCGGCCUAACACCUCCACCCCUACCAAAGUCAGACCACAGGAUGGGCCAUCGCUACUGGGCUUGAGCAAUAUCUCUAAUGCCAGCAUGACCGUGAAUGACACCGCCCUCACAACAGCAGCGGCCAGUCGCCUGGAGACUUUUGAUCCUAUAGAUGCUUUUGACAUCACAGUGUGUCAAAAUGAUGACUUGCUCGAUGGCUGUAAGCUGUACCUGUGUGGCCUGUCAGGGAAGCGUCUGGAGAAACUCCGCCGCCUGGUUAACGCUGCUGGAGGCCUGCGCUUCAACCAGCUAAGCGAGGAGCUCACACACAUCGUCAUGGCAGACCCUGACCCCGACAUCAAAAACUUCCUCACCAAAGCAACACACAGACCCCAUGUGGUGACGGUGCAGUGGCUGCUGGACAGCCUCACUCGUGGCAGCAUGCUGCCAGAAGAGAGCUACUUUCACCCCUCCUGCCUCCCUCCGGCCCCUGUGGACCUCCCGCCCCCCCGCACCUCUGCCCCACGUUCCCGCCCCUCUGCUGCUGCUCCACCUGCCCCCAGUCCAGGCCGAGCCCACAGGGCCGAUGACGACCUCCUGUCCCAGUACAUGAAUGAUGACACCACUAUUGUGGAGCUGCCACAGCUAGAUGAGAGCAGGACCUCCAUCCUGACCCCAGGUCCAGCUCCAGUGACCGCCUCCGUCUCUCCAGACCCACCCCAGGACUCCACCCUGCAUGAGCCCAGUCAGGGGGGCCUGUUUGUUGGGAAGCACUUCCUGCUGGUGGGCUUUGGCCUGGAGGCGGUGGCCCAGUUGUCUCAGCUAGUGGAGGAGCACUCUGGGAAGUUGCUUGUUGGUCGCAAGAGGACGGUGGCUGACUACGCGGUUGUCCCUCUGCUCGGCUGUGAGGUGGAGGCCACAGUGGACGAGGUUGUCACAGAUACUUGGCUGGCAAUGUGUGUGGAGCAGCAGUGUGUCUUGGAGCUGUCCUCACACCCACUCUUCACACCAGUGGCGGUGUUGGAGGGGAGUUUCCCGCUGAAGGGCUGUGUGCUCUCCUUCAGCCAGUUCACCGGCGCCGAGAGGGAGUCCCUCAUCGAGCUGGCCAAACACCUGGGCGCCAGUGUUCAGGACUUCUUUGUGCGCACAGCCAACCAGCGCAAGGGCAUGCUGGCCAGCACUCACCUGGUCCUGCGCACACCUGAUGGAACCAAGUACCAGGCUGCCCAGAAAUGGGGUCUGCCCGCCAUUACGCUUCGCUGGAUCCUUGAGUCGGCCAGGUUGGGCCGAAAGGCUGAUGAGCAACGCUUUCUGGUGGAUCUCCCACCUUCCCCAGACCGCACCGAGGACAGCUUCGUGGGGGGUUCUCAGAAGGCCCCUGUCCCUGUCACGGUUCCAGUACCCUCCCGUCCCUCCACGGACUUCCCUCUAUUGGGACCGCAGAGUGAUGGGGCAGUGACCCCGUUAGACACCAGUCGCCUGCAGAGCCGCGCUGUCCGUUCCGCGUUGCGCAGGGUCAAAGGAGGAUUAGAGGUCACCAAGGGCGCAGACACAGGCACACCACUUGGGCAGGAAAAGGAAAAAACACGGACUUUUCAGAUGGACACACCUUCACGUUUUCUCAGCAGGGACAAACUGUUCAAGCCCAACUUUGACACCAAGGAUGUGUUGGAUGACCUGAGGACUCCAGGGAAUAAGGGCCAGCAGGAGCAGGACGCGGAGACUCCUCUGACGGAGGUGAUCAAGCGAAACCUGAAGGCGGCCGUGGCCAACAGCUUGCGCCCGAACACACACCCCGCCGAUCUGGGGUCCAGCCCACAGCUGAGCAAGGAGCAGCAGCGCACGGCAGAAGACCCUUGUCCGUUAGCUGGUGUGGUGAUUUGUGUGAGCAAGAAGUUGAGUAAGAAGCAAGGAGAGCUCAACGCCAUUGCUUCCUCGCUCGGGGGGGAUUUCAGGUGGGCUUAUGAUGAAUCUGUAACCCAUUACAUCUAUGAGGGGAAAGUUGGAGACAACAGCAAGGAGUACAAAUCUGUCAAAGAACGAAGGCUGCACAUUGUGUCCCAGCACUGGCUACUAGCGUGUGCUGAGGAGCAGAAGCAUGUGUCAGAGUCUCUGUACCCUUUCACCUUUAACCCCAAAAUGAGUCUGACACUGAGCCAGGUGGCCACCACCACCCAGAGGUCACCUCCGCCAGUUACGCCCUGUGGUCCACCCAGCGCCCACACCAACCCAGAGGAAAGCAGGGUGAGUCCAGCACCACAUGACCUGACUGACAUCACGACCCCGCAGCGCCCCAGCCAUGAUUGUGAGCCUGAGAAAGACCUCCAACCAGCCAGUCCUGAGAGGAGAGAUCUGAUGGAGGCUCUGGAGAUGCGUGAGAAUCUCCAGCGCCAGCUGCAGGCUGUCAUGUCGGCCACGCGGCUGACUAGCGGGCGGCGCUCCUCUGUGCGGCUGGCACGGGGAGGAUCAGAUGACUCUGACUCCAACCCCCGCACCCCCAGCAGUGCCGCACGAGCAGGCCGUGGCUCUAGAGCCAGCGUGAUGGAGGCUAGACGUCUCUCCAGGCAGGUGAUGAUGGACUUGAACACAGAGCCAUCUCAGAGUGAACAGCAGAUUGUGUGGGACGACCCGACUGCACGCGCGGAGCGUGCCAAAAUAGCCGACCACAUGCAGUGGCCAGGCAGCCCCUCCCAGCUCUCGGAGACCCUGGUAGCCAUGGCUGAUCCCACACACCCCCCACGCGCUGCUGACUCCAUGACGGACUCUGAACUGGUGGAGAUGGCGGCCUGUGAAGUCAUUGAGCAGCAGUUGGGAUUCAAGACCAAGAGUCCGCCCAGAGAGCCCGCUCAGGUCAGGACGCCUGAAGGCCCCAGCAUUGCCCUGCCCAUCUCUAAAGCACCUACUCUGCUACCUCAGCUUGAGGAGGAAGAGGAGCAGCAGCCUGAGAAGAUGAUCCCCCGCUUCCAGCUCUCCUCCCUCAACCCUCAGGAGCGCAUCGACUACAGCCACCUUAUAGAGGAGCUGGGUGGUGUGGUGUUGGAGAGACAGAGCUUUGACCCCAGCUGCACGCACAUCAUCGUGGGUCACCCACUGCGCAACGAGAAGUACCUGGCAGCCAUGGCGGCAGGGAAGUGGAUCCUUCACCGCUCCUACCUAGAGGCGUGCCGAGCAGAGGGACACUUCAUCCAGGAGGAUGAUUAUGAGUGGGGUAGCAGCUCCAUCCUGGAUGCGUUGCCCUCCAUCCCCUCCCAGCAGAGGAGGCUGGCCACUGCUGCCAUGCGCUGGAGGAAAACCCUGCAGGAUACAGAUGGCAAAGAGGGUGCGUUCAGUGGCUGGGUAGUGAUGCUGAACAUUGACCAGACCAGAGAGGCUGGCUUCAGGAGGCUGCUGCAGUCUGGAGGGGCCAAGGUGGUCUCUGGUCCCUCUCCCUCUCUGUACCGGGGCGCCACACACCUCUUCGCAGAUUUCAGUCGGCUGAAGCCUGGGGAGUUCCGCGUGGAUGUGAGCGAGGCCCAAGCCCACGGAUCCCGCUGCCUAAAGCCUGAGUACAUCGCUGACUACCUCAUGCAGGAACCAUCCCCUCCGAUCGAGAUGUACUACCUUCCCGGGGCUGGCCCAGCUGGAGGAGAGGGGGGAUCGGACACUCCCUCACGGAAGCGCAAAGUCUCCAGCAACGGCAGCGCAUUAAAGAAGAGCCGAAGAGACACCGCAAUUGAAUAAUUACAGACGUGUUUUAGUCUGACAUGAACCAACUUUUGUGAGGCGAAAAAUCUACAUUGUAACUAACAUUUUUAAUUAUUUUGAUAAAUAAAUAAAUUGUCUUGUCUAACUGA